Molecule: messenger RNA, 3849 nt
Organism: Miniopterus natalensis
Lineage: Eukaryota; Metazoa; Chordata; Mammalia; Chiroptera; Miniopteridae
Source: RefSeq, a predicted model, not a curated record
GACUGGAAGGAGAGUUGAGCCUGUGGGGGGGGGGCAGGACCACUCUUGGGAUACCAGAUAUGUCAUCUAGGAUGGUCAGAGCCAUCAGGGCCCCGCUUCAUGAUCUGGGCUCUUUCAGAAUGAAGGGUGGGGGGGCAGAGGAUCAAGGUGUCUCUCUGCACUUUUGGGGGGAGGAGGCUGUUGCCAUGGCUUCCCUCUGCCCCCAUGACCCCGGGCAUGGUGGGAACUGCCCUCCCCAUCACUCCCACAAUUGGAUGGGGCUGGGGGACUGCCCUGACUCACCCAAGUGGGAAUUGGCCCCAUCAGCUAUGGCAGAGAGUACCCACUGUGGCGGGUCCUCUGCCCUGUCGGAACAUUGGCCCCCAUCAUGGCCCUUGGCGGUCCCACUGGCUGAGGCCUCCUGCUUGCAUGCCAAGCCUGGGGUCUCCUGGUUCCUGGGCAGGACAGAGGCCAACUCCAAUGGCUUUGUUCCCACAGUCUGCAACUUCAUGUCCCAUGAGAAGUGCCUGAAGCAGGUGAAGACCCCCUGCACUGGCGUGGCCCCCAGCCUGGUCCGAGUCCCGGUGGCCCAUUGCUUUGGACCCCGGGGGCUCUACAAGCGCAAGUUCUGCAUCGUGUGCCGCAAGAGCCUGGAGGCGCCCGCGCUGCGCUGUGAAGUGUGUGAGCUGCACGUUCACCCCGACUGUGUGCCCUUCGCCUGCAGCGACUGCCGCCAGUGCCACCAGGACGGGCACCAGGACCACGACACGCACCACCACCACUGGCGCGAGGGGAACCUGCCCUCGGGGGCGCGCUGCGAGGUGUGUCGGAAGACGUGCGGCUCCUCCGAGGUGCUGGCCGGCCUGCGCUGCGAGGCCCGGGCCCCGAGCGGCGGGACCUCGGAGGACGAGGGCAGCAGGGGCCCCAGGUCCCGAGAGGUCUCGCCUGAGGCCUGGAUCAUCCGCACCCUCCCUCGGACCCAGGACAUCCUGAGGGUCUACCCUGCCUGGCUCAAGGUGGGUGUCGCCUACGUGUCCAUUCGCGUGACUCCGGAGAGCACCGUGAGGGCGGUGGUGCUGGAGGUCCUGCCAAUGCUUGGGCGCCAGGCCGAGGGUCCUGAGAGCUUCCAGCUGGUGGAGGUGCUCAUGGGCAGUAGGCAAGUGCAGCGGACGGUGCUGGCGGAUGAAGAGUUUUUGCUCAACCGUCUCCAAGACAUCCGACAGACGUCCCUGCGGCAAAUGAGUCAAACUCGCUUCUACGUGGCUGAGAGCAGGCCUGUGGUCCCCCGUGUCUCCUUGUUCGUUGGUGGCCUGCCUCCCGGCCUGUCCCCCCAGGAGUAUGAAAACCUGCUGCAUGAGGCUGUGGCCACCAAAGCUGGCCUGGUGUCCCUGAGCCACGUGUACUCCUCCCAAGGUGCUGUGGUACUGGACGUGGCCUGCUUUGCAGAGGCCGAACGGCUGUACAUGCUGGUCAGAGACACAGUUGUGCAUGGCCGGCCACUAACUGCCCUGGUGCUCCCGGAUGUGCUGCACUCGAAGCUGCCCCCAGACUCCUGCCCCCUCCUCGUCUUUGUGAAUCCCAAGAGCGGAGGCCUCAAGGGCCGUGACCUGCUCUGCAGUUUCCGGAAGCUGCUGAACCCUCACCAGAUCUUUGAGUUGACCAAUGGGGGGCCUCUUCCUGGGUUCCACAUGUUCUCCCAGGUGCCCUGUUUUCGGGUGCUGGUGUGUGGUGGGGAUGGCACCGUGGGCUGGGUGCUUGCUGCCCUGGAGGAGAUGCGGCACCGGCUGGCCUGCCCCGAGCCUUCUGUGGCCAUCCUGCCUCUAGGCACAGGGAAUGACCUUGGCCGGGUCCUCCGCUGGGGGGCGGGCUACAGCGGAGAGGACCCUCUCUCGGUGCUGGUGUCGGUGGACGAGGCUGAUGCCGUGCUCUUGGACCGUUGGACCAUCCUGCUGGAUGCUCACGAGGCCACCAGUGCAGAGGACAGCGUGGCUGACCUGGAGCCCCCCAAGAUUGUGCAGAUGAGUAACUACUGUGGGAUUGGCAUCGAUGCAGAGCUGAGCCUGGACUUCCACCAGGCUCGAGAGGAGGAGCCCAGCAAGUUCACAAGCAGGUUCCACAACAAAGGUGUGUACGUGCGAGUUGGGCUGCAGAAGAUGAACCACUCGCGCAGCCUGCACAAGGAGAUCCGGCUGCAGGUGGAACAACAGGAGGUGGAGCUGCCCAGCAUCGAGGGCCUGAUCUUCAUCAACAUCCCCAGCUGGGGCUCAGGGGCUGACCUGUGGGGCUCCGACAGCGACUCGAGGUUUGAGAAGCCGCGCAUGGAUGAUGGGCUGUUGGAGGUGGUGGGGGUGACGGGCGUCAUGCACAUGGGCCAGGUCCAGGGUGGGCUGCGCUCCGGCAUCCGCAUCGCCCAGGGCGCCUACUUCCGAGUCACGCUUCUCAAGGCCACACCCGUGCAGGUGGAUGGGGAGCCCUGGGUCCAGGCUCCUGGCCACAUCAUCAUCUCAGCUGUGGGCCCGAAGGUCCACAUGCUCAGGAAGGCCAAGCAGAAGCCUAAGAAGGCCGGACCGCCCAAGGAUGGCCAAGCAGAUGGGGUGCCUACCCCCGAGGGGGCCCCCAAGUAGAGAAGGGCCCCAGAGCUGUCUCUGCCUGUUCUACAGCAGUGGAUGGAUGUGCCUGUAGCCCCGACCUUGGGGUGUUCCUCCCACAACCCUGACUCCCAACUGGUGACCUGGGGUGGGCAGGGGCUCUGGCUGGCCGAUCCUUACUCCCUGGAGCCUAGGCCAUCAUGGAGGGCAUGCCUCCCUGUGUGUCUCCCACCACCGCCGAACCCUGGGAGCUGGCAGCCCUGGACCUCAUCUGUGUCCCUCAGGCGGUCCCUGGGUGCUCCUAGAGUAGCUGGCUCCGAGGGUCCUAGUGUGCCCAGCAGAUGUGGGGCACCCACCCACCACCAGCUCCUCUGGCCUCCCGACUUCCUCACCGCAAGCCUGGCUGUGGCCCAGGAGUGACAGGAUUGCACUGCGCAGGAGAGCCUGAGGAAGCAAGAGAACUUGGCCACCGUCCUAAGGAUGGACUGGUGCCUGGAGGGUGGGCAGAAGUGCCUGGAAGGACCAGAACUGAGCAGACCUGGGCCCUGAGGCAGGGCCCAGAUAAAGUGGUGACAGGAAGUGUGGAGGAGCCAGCUUUAAUCACCAAGGAUGACUUGCACUUUGUACCUUGUUUGCCAACCAUCAACAAGCCCCUUCCCAGUGUCUGCUUAGCAGACAGGAUCCCUGCGGCCUCUGUGCUCCUCCACACGGAGACCCGUGAGGUGGGACAUGGCUGCUGAGCCCAAGUCAGAUGACCCACAGAGCUGUCUUAGACUCCAGGAGGAACCUGACCAAAUACUGUCUGCCUGGGAAACCUCCCGAGGCCCCAGAGGAGGCCCCACAGACCCCACCUCUCCCCAUCAUCAGACCCUGAGCUGGGUCCCUUUGCUGCUAGUGCCUCUGGCAGGGCUGCCUCUGGCACCCCUGGUGGCUUUGCCCUGAGAUUUGGCCUCAACCUCAGAAGUGCUCCCCCUCCUCCAUACUCCCCCAGCUUCUGCCAAAACUGCACUGACAAUGCACUGAGCAGCCUCUGGCUUCAGCUUGUGUGCCUCUGAGCCGUGCUUUCCUCUGCCUAUCUCUGUGGUGUAAUUGUUGCUUCCCUGCAGGCCCCGUUUUUGAGUGUCUGUAGGACUGUCUGUAAAUUGGGGUUAGGGUGACCAUCCUGUUCUAAAGGGUGUCUGUGUGGCUCUGCGUCAGUGGCCUCCUGGUAACCUACACUACCUGCAACCCUAACUUAUGUCUGCCACAAAUACAUCUGGGCAUGGCCUUGGCUGCUGUCUCA